Ixodes scapularis (black-legged tick) is the source of this 1779-nucleotide messenger RNA. RefSeq lists its product as uncharacterized. Lineage: Eukaryota; Metazoa; Arthropoda; Arachnida; Ixodida; Ixodidae. The transcript is spliced from 4 exons. The record is from RefSeq and is a predicted model, not a curated record. Gene Ontology annotation, biological process: transmembrane transport. The coding region runs from base 1 to 1779 and encodes 592 amino acids. Gene Ontology annotation, molecular function: transmembrane transporter activity.
AUGGCCGUUGGUUACGCCACGUGGUGCAGCGAGGAGCAGCCCUGGCCUCCGGGAGCCGACUCGGGUCGGGCGUGGAUGGUGGCGGCCGCCUGCUCCUGGUUUUCCUUCUUCACCUGGCUCCCGGUCGUCUGCUCGGCCGUGCUCUACGUGGCCUAUAUGAACCAGAAUCCGGACGUGCCGCGCUGGGAGGCCUCGUGGCCGUUCACCAUCAUGCUCGUCGUCAUCAACGCCGGAGGCGUCGUCUAUGCCGUUGCGUCCGAAUGGCUCACCGAGCGCAGCCUGCUGUUCGUAGCCGCUGCGCUUUGUGCGGGUUCUCUGGCCAUCAGUUCUUUUGUCCAUAACAUUGUGACACUUGUCCUCUUCCUCGGAGUCGUCUAUGGUCUUGGCGUGGCGUCAACUUCUAUCGUUCCUACGAUCCUUCUGCUGCAGCACUUUGGCAAGUACAGGGCCACGGCUUUAGCGCUGAUCAGCGGGUCAGUCGACAUAUCGGGCAUGGUCACGCCUUCGCUAGUCCAGCUACUCGUGGACAGAUACAACUUCUCCGGAUGCCUCCUGAUUAUGGCCGGCCUUUCCCUGAACCUGUUCAUCGCCUGUAUAUUUCUUAGACGGCCCUCGUGGAUCGAAGACAGGGAUGACCUGCAUACUACAAUUACGUCAGAAAGACCAUUAACCUCAGGGAUAAAUGGCACCGGCAUGAUCUUAAAAGCAGACUCACAUACAUCGGCAAAGAUCCCGGCGGAAGAUAUCAACAGGAGAAGGGAGGACGACAGUUCACCAUUAAGAACAACAAAGGCCCCUCACGAACUCAAGGAGGGCAUACUGCGUUCGUGGUUCGGAAGUACGGUGUCCCUAGCGACAGUGCCUUGGGGAUCGGCGACGAGGAGCGUCGAUGGAGUGGCAAAAUUCGGCUCGCAAAGGAUGUUGCAUCGAAAAGGGGACUUUGAGAGUAACGGUUCAAAGCUGGAGCUGGACACUGGAAGCUUAAUUGCCGAACGUUCUAAUCAGCUGAGUGAUGCCGCGGUUGUCAAGAGCAAAACUGAGACCAGACUGGAGGCACCAUCGCAAGGCGACGUGGCAAGGCCCGAUAAAAGAACCACGCCCAAUGAAAUUGAGGAACGUGGGUUCUUAAAGGAUACCACCGAAAGCUCUCUUACAGUGUCCGACAGCGGCAUUAGCAAGACUGGUUUCUUGCAGAAGCUUAGGACGGUGUCUAGCGUGUACACCUGGACUGUGUGCGUGUCCAAGGGCGCUUCGAACUUCUCGUCGUACACGUUCGCUCUCGUAGCCGUCGAUUACGCCCAUGACGUCGGUGUGCUGAGCCAGAAGGCGGCCCUGCUGCCCGCUCUCUUUUCGUCGGGAUGCCUCGUGGCGACUCUAGUGACCGGUCCUGCCGUUGAUCGAAACUUGGUUUCCAGGCAUUCGGCAUUGAUGGUGAGCUUCGUCGUCCAAGCCGGGGCGCUGAUAUCCGUGAGCACGAUAAGAUCCUUUCUGGUCCUGGCCCUUGGCUCCUUCCUGGUGGGUCUGGGUCGCGGAGUGCGCUGCUUCCUGUUCCCGGUGCUGGUCUCGAACCACUGCCGUCUGGACGACAUGCCAGCAGCCCUGUCCAUCAUGAACGCCGUCUGCAGCGUCGUCCUCUUCCUCAGGACGCCGCUCAUCGGCUACGCUCGCGACAACAGCGGGUCCUACGCUACUCUUUUCAUUGGACUGGCGGGCAUCAACGUGAUCCAACUCGUCGUGUGGCUGGUCUACGCCAGAACACUGAGGGCCCGUUCGGGAUGA